Messenger RNA from Grus americana (Whooping crane), 3341 nucleotides. It is a transcript of the gene NF2, whose product is annotated as NF2, moesin-ezrin-radixin like (MERLIN) tumor suppressor. The record is from RefSeq and is a predicted model, not a curated record. Lineage: Eukaryota; Metazoa; Chordata; Aves; Gruiformes; Gruidae. Gene Ontology annotation, molecular function: actin binding; cell adhesion molecule binding. Gene Ontology annotation, cellular component: plasma membrane; filopodium; cytoskeleton. Bases 94 to 1866 code for a protein of 590 amino acids. Gene Ontology annotation, biological process: positive regulation of protein localization to early endosome; regulation of cell shape; positive regulation of early endosome to late endosome transport. The transcript has 17 exons.
GGCGGGCGCAGCUCGGCGCGGCCCGGAGCGGCGGGGGCCCGGGCCCUCCCCACCGCCAUGGCGCUGCCUCCGCGCUGAGCCGCCUCCCCCGCCAUGGCCGGGGCCAUCGCGUCCCGCAUGAGCUUCAGCUCGCUGAAGAGGAAACAGCCCAAGACCUUCACCGUGCGCAUCGCCACCAUGGACGCCGAGAUGGAGUUCAGCUGUGAGGUGAAGUGGAAAGGGAAGGACCUGUUUGAUCUAGUAUGCAGGACACUAGGACUCCGAGAAACCUGGUUCUUCGGGCUUCAGUACACUAUCAAGGAUACGGUGGCUUGGCUCAAAAUGGACAAGAAGGUUCUGGAUCACGAUGUCCCAACAGAGGAGCCCGUCACCUUUCACUUCCUGGCCAAAUUUUAUCCUGAGAAUGCAGAGGAGGAACUGGUCCAGGAAAUCACACAGCACUUGUUCUUCCUGCAGGUGAAGAAGCAGAUUUUGGAUGAGAAGAUCUACUGUCCUCCUGAAGCUUCUGUCCUGCUGGCCUCUUAUGCCGUCCAAGCCAAGUACGGCGAUUACGAUCCCAACGUCCACAAGCGAGGCUUCUUGGCACAAGAGGAGCUGCUUCCAAAGCGGGUAAUAAACCUGUACCAGAUGACUCCGGAGAUGUGGGAGGAAAGGAUAACAGCCUGGUACGCAGAGCACCGAGGCAGAGCGAGAGAUGAAGCUGAAAUGGAGUAUUUGAAGAUAGCUCAGGACUUGGAGAUGUACGGAGUGAACUAUUUUGCGAUUAGGAACAAAAAGGGCACGGAACUGCUCCUUGGAGUUGACGCCUUGGGUCUUCACAUUUAUGACCCAGACAACAGGUUGACCCCUAAAAUCUCCUUCCCGUGGAACGAGAUCCGGAAUAUCUCUUACAGCGAUAAAGAGUUUACGAUUAAGCCAUUGGACAAAAAGAUUGAUGUUUUUAAAUUCAAUUCAUCAAAGCUGCGUGUGAAUAAGCUGAUUCUUCAGCUGUGUAUUGGAAACCACGACCUCUUCAUGAGGAGGAGAAAGGCAGACUCGUUGGAGGUCCAGCAAAUGAAAGCGCAGGCCAGGGAGGAGAAAGCCAGGAAGCAGAUGGAACGGCAGCGCUUGGCCCGAGAGAAGCAAAUGAGAGAAGAGGCUGAGAGGACAAGGGAUGAGCUGGAGAGAAGAUUGAUGCAGUUAAAGGAAGAGGCAACGAUGGCCAACGAGGCUCUGAUGAGGUCUGAAGAGACAGCAGACUUGCUGGCUGAGAAGGCUCAGAUCACGGAGGAGGAGGCCAAGCUCCUGGCUCAGAAAGCAGCUGAGGCUGAACAGGAGAUGCAGCGAAUCAAAGCCACGGCCAUCCGGACGGAGGAGGAGAAGCGACUGAUGGAACAGAAGGUGCUAGAGGCAGAGAUGUUGGCGCUGAAAAUGGCGGAGGAGUCGGAGAGGAGAGCGAAGGAGGCUGAUCAGCUGAAGCAAGACCUUCAGGAGGCUCGCGAGUCUGAGCGGAGAGCAAAGCAGAAGCUUUUGGAGAUCACCAGCAAGUCGUCCUACACACAGUCCAUGAACUCAAGUACGACAGCACUGCCUACCGACUUGCCAAGCUUCAACCUCAUCAGCGAGAGCCUUUCCUUUGACUUCAAGGAUACGGACAUGAAGAGACUUUCAAUGGAAAUUGAGAAAGAGAAGGUAGAGUACAUGGAGAAAAGCAAGCACCUGCAGGAGCAGCUGAAUGAGCUGAAGACAGAAAUUGAGGCACUGAAGCUAAAGGAGAGAGAGACAGCUCUGGAUAUAUUGCACAACGAGAACGCCAGCCGAGGCAACAGCAAGCACAACACUAUUAAAAAGCCUCAAGCCCAGGGCAGAAGACCUAUCUGCAUUUGAGACUUCAAACCGCCCCCUCUGCUCUCUUGCAGCUCACCCUACAGAGCACCAAGUCCCGCGUGGCCUUCUUCGAGGAGCUCUAGGAAGCGACCAGCCGCUCCGCACCGCUGCUGCCUGCCGGCCGGCUCCCUCACCCGCCGGAGCCUCUCCCCCAGGACCGGCGAGCCCCAACCGGGGCCGGGGAGCGGGGCAUCGCCCUCCGGUCCCCGCCAGCCUCCGUACACCGACAGACUCGGGGCCCGGCUACCCACGGACUGUGUGAUGUUCUCUAGCUUAGCGUCCAUUCCUCUUCCUCCCUGCCCCUCUUUUUUUCCUUUUUUUCCCAGCCUUUUUCUUCUUUUUCUAGCGUAGUUUUUUGGCUUGGCCCUCCAGGCUUUCCCCCGGUGCCGGGGUCGGGGCUGCUGCCGUGUCCCCCAGCCUGGCAGCCAGCGAAGGAACGUGCCGAAGGGUCUCCCGUGGCAGGGAUGCCGUCCCUCCGGGCUGCCUUCUCCCGCCGGCAGCGGCGUGCCGGCCCCGGAGCCCCGCGCCGGCGGUGCCUGGAGCUCCAUUAGGAACACAGAGCAUGUUCUAGUAGAGUGCUGUAAAUCAGGGGCCGUCGCGCCAGCUCUCCCAGCGCCCGGCAGAGGUGGGAGGCAGCGGGCAGGGAGCAGGAUUGCAGCGGCUGCAGGGACCUCGGUCUGUGGGGGUUAAGUCCUGCUUCUCUGGGGAGAGGAGGCAGGGGCAGGAGGUGGGGAGGAAGGCCUCCUCCUCCUCCUCUUCCUUCUCUCUGCAAGGGAUAAGGAGCAGAACAGCUAGUGCCAACCAAAUGAAACCUUUUUUUUUUUUUUUUUUCCUGCAAACUGUGACAAACCUGGGCAGCUCGAGGCCAGAGGGUUGCUCGGGGCCGGGCAGGGAGCAGGCACGGCCCCAUUCUCGCUGGGUGCCCAGGUCCGGCACCCCCCAACGCAGCGUGGGGGCCCCCCCCAGCUCCUCCGGGCUGAGCCAGGGGCUGCUUGUGUCCUGCCAGGGGCUGCCUGCUCCUGCCUGCUCCUGCCUGUCCUUAAGCGGGUGUCUUUGCUCACAGCGCUGCCCCGUCACAGGGGACGCCCAGACCUUUCCCUGCGUCCAGCCCAAAUCCUGCCCUGCCUCUUCCUCGCCCACCCAGGCAGGCUCCGGAGGAGACCUCCCUUCCAGCUGCCGUCUGCCCGGUGCUACCCCGGGGUAUCCCCUGGGGACCCCCAAUUCCUCCCUCCCGCCCCUUUACCCGACCCACGGCCGGAGGGGCAGCCCGGGGCUCAGCGCGCGGUCGAUCGCAUCCAGAACCCUUUUUAUUUAAAACCACUCUGCCUGGGAUCGACUCCCCGCGCGCGGCUGCGAUUGGGACGGCUGCGGCCUGGCACGGCCGGUUUCCCCGUUCCCCUGGGCUGUCGUACUCAGAAGAAAUAACCGUUUUCUCCUUUGUUUUAAUAAAAAUUCAAAGCACUAGGACUAGGGGA